Molecule: messenger RNA, 10677 nt
Organism: Acanthopagrus latus (yellowfin seabream)
Lineage: Eukaryota; Metazoa; Chordata; Actinopteri; Spariformes; Sparidae
Gene: ank1a
Product: ankyrin 1, erythrocytic a
Exons: 47
Coding region: 744-6860 (2038 amino acids)
Biological process (GO): signal transduction
Molecular function (GO): protein binding
Source: RefSeq, a predicted model, not a curated record
AAUAUUGAUAAUUAGCCCGAUCAGACGAGUGGGGAUGGAAUUUGGCCAAACGCACGUAUAUCGGCUGUGUGUGCGCGCGGCGCUGAGAGGUGAGAAGGCCUCGCGCUGGUGAUUAAUUACAGCCCGGCCUCGUGACAGAGGCGCGAGCUCUCCCGGUGCUGUCUGCGGCCGACAUGGAGGGAAACCCAGCCCGGCUAAUUGACCCGGCUUCUGUAAGGCCAUCCAUCAACCGUGGCCCGAGUGGCCCUGUAAGAGACACAUUAUUCAGAGUUUAGAUUUUCUCAAUGCAAGACACUGAAGUUGUUGUUACAAGUGGUUUGCCUGAGACAAAAGAACCGGAUGUCUGGAAGAGAGGAAGGCAGCAGGAAAAAGAGGGAAGGAGGGAAGUGUGCGAGCGAUUGCAAGAGGGAGAGUGUGCGAGCACUGAAGAGAGAGAGGGAGAGAGAGAGAGGGAGAGGGAGGCAGAGAGAGCGGCGCUGCAGUAGCAUCCCACAGCAGACGGCUGAGGACUGCCGGUGAGUGUGUGACUGCACUGCUGAAGAGGAGGAGGAGGAGGAGGCAGAGGGGUGAGCACGCUCGCAGACUCUGCAGGGCCAUAGAGGAGCGCACAGCAGCAGCGGCAGCGCUAGUGUCGGCCGGCACCAGGUAGAAGUCCCAGCGCCGUCUCCCCCGCAGACCGCCACCGCCACCGGCGUCGGAUCUGGACACGUCAACGCCGCCAUCAGACCCCCACCACCAACGCCAUGGCACAAGCGGCCAAACAUCUCCGCAAGAACAAGGAUUUAGAAGCCCAGUUAGAGCAGGAGCGCAAAGAGAAGGAGGAGGAGAGGGUCAAAAAGAGGAGUCGCUCGCGGGAUAAAAAACGCAAGGCCCACGCCGUGCAUCGCUGGCUAAUCGAUCAGGACAGUAGUGUGAGCUCUGAGAUGCCGGAUGGCCAAGGAGUAUGGCACUAUGAUGAUGAAGCAGAUGCUGGCAACAGUUUUCUCCGAGCGGCCCGAUCUGGCAACCUGGACAAGGCCCUGGAUCACAUCAAGAAUGGCAUCGAUAUAAAUACAGCCAAUCAGAAUGGGCUGAACGGGCUUCAUCUGGCCUCGAAAGAAGGCCACGUCAAAAUGGUGCUGGAGCUGCUCCACAAUGGAAUCGUUCUGGAGACCACCACGAAGAAAGGGAACACGGCGCUGCACAUCGCGGCCCUGGCGGGGCAGGAGCAGGUGGUCACGGAGCUGGUUAACUACGGGGCCAAUGUCAACGCUCAGUCCCAGAAGGGUUUCACUCCACUCUACAUGGCUGCACAAGAAAACCAUCUAGAGGUUGUGAAGUUUCUUCUGGAGAACGGAGCCAAUCAGAGCAUUCCAACUGAGGACGGAUUCACUCCUCUCGCCGUCGCUCUUCAGCAGGGACACGAGAAUGUCGUCGCCUUGCUCAUCAACUACGGCACCAAGGGAAAGGUCCGCCUCCCUGCGCUGCACAUUGCAGCACGCAACGACGACACACGCACAGCCGCAGUGCUUCUGCAGAACGACCCCAAUCCUGAUGUACUCAGCAAGACUGGAUUCACGCCCCUCCACAUUGCUGCACACUAUGAAAACUUGAACGUAGCUCAGCUGCUGCUCAACAGAGGAGCCAAUGUCAACUUCACCCCAAAGAAUGGCAUCACUCCUCUGCACAUCGCAUCCAGACGGGGGAAUGUGAUCAUGGUCCGGCUCCUGCUGGACAGAGGGGCUCAGAUCGAUGCCAAGACCAAGGAUGAGCUGACUCCUCUGCACUGCGCAGCCAGAAACGGUCAUGUCAGGAUUAUAGAGAUCCUGCUGGACCAUGGAGCCCCCAUCCAGGCAAAGACCAAGAAUGGCCUGUCUCCAAUCCACAUGGCAGCACAGGGGGACCACAUGGACUGCGUCAAACAGCUUCUGCAGUACAACGCAGAGAUUGAUGACAUCACGUUGGACCACCUCACCCCUCUGCAUGUGGCGGCACACUGCGGCCACCACCGCAUGGCCAAAGUGCUGCUGGACAAAGGAGCCAAACCCAACUCUCGGGCACUGAAUGGCUUCACUCCUUUGCACAUUGCUUGUAAAAAGAACCACAUGCGUGUGAUGGAUCUCCUGCUGAAACACUCGGCAUCACUAGAAGCUGUGACUGAGUCCGGUCUGACACCCCUGCAUGUGGCGUCAUUUAUGGGUCAUCUCAACAUUGUGAAAAUCCUGCUGCAGAAAGGAGCGUCCCCCAGCGCCUCCAAUGUGAAAGUGGAGACUCCUCUCCAUAUGGCAUCUCGGGCAGGACACUAUGAGGUGGCGGAGUUUUUGCUGCAGAAUUCGGCGCCGGUGGAUGCCAAGGCCAAGGAUGACCAAACCCCUCUGCAUUGUGCCGCCCGGAUGGGCCACAAGGAGCUAGUCAAGCUGCUGCUGGAGCAAAAAGCCAACCCCAACUCCACCACCACAGCAGGACACACACCCCUACACAUCGCUGCCCGGGAAGGUCAUGUACAAACUGUGCGUAUCCUGCUAGACAUGGAGGCUCAGCAGACCAAGAUGACCAAGAAAGGCUUCACUCCGCUCCACGUGGCGUCAAAGUACGGGAAGGUGGAUGUAGCAGAGCUGUUGUUGGAGCGAGGCGCUAACCCCAACGCUGCUGGGAAGAAUGGUCUGACUCCGCUGCACGUCGCUGUCCAUCACAACAACCUAGAUGUUGUUAACUUGCUUGUCAGCAAGGGCGGGUCGCCGCACAGCGCAGCCAGGAACGGCUACACUGCCCUCCACAUAGCAUCCAAGCAGAACCAGGUGGAGGUGGCUAACAGCCUGCUGCAGUACGGAGCUUCAGCCAAUGCUGAGUCACUGCAGGGAGUCACACCUCUCCACCUGGCGUCGCAGGAAGGAAGGCCCGACAUGGUGUCCCUGCUCAUCUCCAAACAGGCCAACGUCAACCUCGGAAACAAGAGUGGACUGACUCCACUGCAUCUGGUGGCGCAGGAAGGACAUGUUGGUAUCGCAGACAUCUUGGUGAAGCAAGGGGCCUCGGUCUACGCCGCCACACGGAUGGGAUACACCCCUCUCCAUGUGGCGUGUCACUAUGGCAACAUCAAGAUGGUGAAGUUCCUCCUGCAGCAACAGGCCAACGUCAACAGCAAGACGAGGCUCGGCUACACUCCUCUGCACCAGGCUGCCCAGCAGGGACACACAGACAUCGUGACGCUGCUGCUGAAGCACGGCGCUCAGCCCAACGAGACAACAACAAAUGGCACCUCGGCCCUCGCCAUCGCGAAGAGGUUGGGCUACAUCUCUGUGAUCGACGUCCUGAAGCUCGUCACUGAGGAGACGGUGUCCAUGACGACCACGGAGAAACAUCGCAUGAGUUUCCCAGAAACAGUGGACGAGAUCCUCGACGUGUCUGAGGAUGAAGGAAUUGCACAGCUAACAUUAGGAGAGGAGCUCUUGGGGACAGAAGGGGCCAGGUACAUGAAGAUGGAUGACAUGAAAGACCAUGAUGACGAUUUCCUCUCCCCCAAGAAAUCACUGGAGUACGAGAGAGGGCUGGGCACAGCGAAUUACUCGCCAGCCAUCCCGAGGAUACCCCGUGUUUCCCCGGAGACCGUUAUCCUGAAGGAACACGAGAUAGAUCAGCAACACACUCCUCUUCCACUGCCCAAAGAAUAUGACGAGGACUCACUGAUUCCCAGCAGCCCGGCGACCGAGACGUCAGACAACGUCAGCCCGGUCGCCAGUCCGAUACACACCGGGUUCCUGGUCAGUUUUAUGGUAGAUGCUCGAGGCGGCUCAAUGCGAGGCAGCAGGCAUAACGGUCUGCGUGUCAUCAUACCUCCACGGACCUGUGCGGCACCAACCCGCAUCACCUGCCGCCUGGUGAAGCCGCAGAAGCUGACCAGCCCCCCUCCGCUGGUGGAGGGAGAGGGGCUGGCCAGCAGGAUCAUCUCCCUGGGUCCGGCCAGCAUGCAGUUCCUGGGACCGGUGAUAGUCGAGAUCCCCCACUUUGCUGCUCUGGGUCGUGGUGACCGGGAGCUCGUGGUGCUGAGGAGCGAGAACGGCUCCGUGUGGAAAGAACAUCGCAAUCGCUACGGCGACGAGGUGCUAGAAACGAUCCUCAACGGGAUGGAUGAGGACUUAGAAAGUCAAGAGGAGCUCGGGAAGAAGCGAAUCCGCCGCAUCAUCUCCACCGACUUCCCCCUUUACUUCGCCGUCGUGUCACGAGUCCAGCAAGAGAGCGACCUGAUCGGACCGGAGGGAGGUUCGCUGACAAGUAAACUGGUGCCGCUGGUCCAGGCCACGUUUCCCGAGACGGCAGUCACCAAACGGGUCCGCCUGGGGCUGCAGGCUCAGCCAGUUCCAGAUGAGCUGGUUGCAAAGCUGCUGGGUAACCAGGCGAACUUUAGCCCCGUGGUCACUGUGGAGCCUCGGCGGCGCAAGUUUCACCGGCCCAUCGGCCUGCGUAUACCUCUGCCGCCGUCCUGGAAGGAGAGCCCGCGAGACGCUGGGGAGGGCGACACCACCAGUCUGCGUCUGCUUUGCUCUGUUAUAGGUGGCACAGCCCCGGCCCAAUGGGAAGACAUUACUGGCACCACCAAGCUUUUGUAUGCCAAUGAAUGUGCCAGCUUCACAACCAAUGUCUCAGCGCGGUUCUGGCUCGCAGACUGUCCUCGGACAGCUGAGGCCGUCUCCUUUGCCAACCUGCUCUACAGGGAGCUGUCAGCUGUACCCUACAUGGCCAAGUUUGUAGUGUUUGCAAAGAUGAACGAGCUGCGUGAGGGCCGCCUGCGGUGCUACUGCAUGACCGACGAUAAGAUGGACAAAACCCUGGAGCAGCACGAGAACUUUACGGAGGUGGCUCGCAGCAGAGACAUAGAGGUGAUGGAGGGAAUGCCGCUUCACCUGGAGUGUUCAGGGAAUCUGGUGCCGGUGAGGAAGGCCACCCAGCAGCCGCGCUGCUUUAGCUUCCAGGCCUUCAGAGAUAACCGUCUCCCCGUCUCUGUGAAGGUGAGAGACAGCAGUAAAGAGCCCGCUGGAUUUCUGUCUUUCCUGCGCAAGUCGACAAAGUAUGAGGACAGUCAACACGUGCUCUGUAACCUCAACAUCACCAUGCCUCCAUGUAUCAAGAUCAUUGGGAGUGAAGACCGGAGGCGAACUCUGACCCCGCUGGCUUUAAGAGAAAGAUACAGCGCUCUGAAUGAACCUGCAAUGGCUUCGAUGAGCGCCAUGGAGAGAACAGAGCUGAAGAUGGCGGUGAUUGCAGAGCAGUUGGGGCUGAGCUGGGCUGAGUUGGCCCGUGAGCUCCAGCUCAGCGUGGAUGACAUCAAUAAGAUCCGUGUGGAGAAUCCCAACUCGCUGCUGGAGCAGAGCUCGGCGCUGCUCAACCUGUGGGCGACUCGCGAGGGCAAGAGGGCCAAGAUGGAGAGCUUGUACGCAGCUCUGAAGAGCAUCGACCGUAUGGACAUCGUCAACAUGUUGGAGGGCCAGCCGCCUCAGCCCGUCAGACAAGGCUCCCGCGACCUCAGCAGACGCCGGCACAACGAGAGAGAGCACCUCUCACCUGGUAUGACUAAUGGUUAUGGGCUCGCGCAGGAAGAGCUUCUCUCACCGGCAUCCAUGCAGUACAGCCUGCCCUCCCCGCUGGGUUCUGAGCCUUACUGGCAGGAAGUCUCCAGUCUGGACUGUGCGCCAAUUGCCACCACAGAAGAAGACACCCUCAUGGAGAUGUCUGAUGUGCAGGUGUGGCCCUCAGGCAACAGCCCCUCCCUGGUGCCUGUGGAGGACUCCUCGCUGGAGUGCAGCAAUGCCGAUGAUUCAGAAGGUCUGCUGGGGCUGCCGUAUGGAAGUCUGGGUCGGCCGGCCAGUCAGGCCAGCGCGGCCAGCGGAGGGGGUGGGGUGCUGAGUGGCUCCAUUGAGCUACCCGAAGACGAUUCAGAGAUGGGCGUUGAUUCGCUCAGCACUGCCACGCCAGCCUCGCUCGGGGGCACCAUCGCUGGGAUGAAUCUUAACGGGCUGAACAAUGGUCAGGGGUCAGAGGCAAGUUCGGAGGCAUCAGCGUUCACUAGUACGACUGGUGGAGAUGGAGCUGGAGGAGGAGGAAGAGGUGGAGGAGGAGGGACGGGCUCAGUGGAAGGGCUUUCUCUUGUUGCAGGACAGCAAAGGGUGUAUGCUCGGCUGAGUGAGUCACCUGGCCUGAGCUGUGUUGCAGAUCGGAAUGGAGACAGGUCAGGUAAUGGUGGAAAUGGAAGUGGUGGAGGCUCUUUCCUUUCCUACCUGCAGGAACAGUCAGGCCCAGGAUGGAUCCCUGUCACUGACCCUACACAGGCCUGGGUGGGCAGUCAGCCUAAACCCAGGCAGGCUAUGGACACCAUGAUGUCAUCAGUGUGUAACGCCGUUGAUGGAGACCAGUCCCACGUGUCCCAGGAGGCCUUGCUUCAGCCUGUGAGGGACAUGGGGCACUCGGAGAUCUUACGGGGGCACUUCCGCGGUACCCAGCCGUUUGAGAAGGGUUUGGGCUUCCCACACAGGGUACCAGAGCUGAGGCCCUGGGAGGACGUGCGCCUGAAGGGCCAGGGCGACGAGGUUGAAGACCUUCCCGGGGAGCAAGUGAGCGAGGAGCAGUUCACGGAUGAGCAUGGAAACAUCGUCACGAAAAAGAUUGUGCGUAAGGUUGUGCGCAGAGGGAAGGGUUCAGGUGAGGAGGGGGUUCAGGAGGUGAGCGUGGAGGGUUCUCUGCAGGACGCCAACGAGCUGGAGGUUGACGCUGAGCAGUUCAUUAACUACGCCAUCCUGGGCCGGGACAGCAGCAAGCCCGAUACUGUGGAUGUGAAGAAAGGUGCUCAGAUAGUGAAAUGUGCCACUCUGCGGAGAGUUAAGCAGUGAGGCAGACUGAGUGCUGCGUCCCCGCAGAGUUCUCCGCAGGAUUCAAGCCCUUCACCAAAACCAUCCUACAUGGACACAUGACCAGCAGCAGCUGACAGGAGGAAGAACACACACAAAAAAAAGGCUGACGGACAGAAACAGACACCAACGCUAUGACAACCACAGCGGAUACCGGAUGAAGGAAUAUGGAUUUACUUGUAGUUUUUAUUAUCUUUUUUUUUUUUUUUUUUUUUAAAGAAACUGUGGGAAAAAAAAACGUCUACUACUAGGCUAGAAGCAUGAUUUCGUAUAAAACAAAAACCAAACACAGACAAAAAAAACAACAACAACAAAAAAAAAAAAACUAGCAACCAAAACGUGCUUCCUGUUAUCUGUAUCAGCAUGAGUGACUGCUGCCGCAUGGCCUGUCUUUAACUACAAAUACUGAGGGAAUACAGGGGAGGGUACGAGGGUUGGGGAGGGCUGGGGAGGAGACACACUGUGCUGUGUGGGACAGGCAUGCAAUGUGGGGUGUGGUCCAUUACUGGGCCGUUUUCUGAACCGACGUUUAUCAGUCCCAAAAAAAAAAGGGGGGGGGAGAUUAAAAUACUGAGAAUUACAUAAUCUCUAGGCAACAGGUUCCUUCCCCUCUCCCUGCCACACUCUUCCAGCUAAGAGCAUCACAAACUAGUUUCCAAAACCCGUCCCAGUGCUCUCAAAGUCCAGUAAAGCUACAAAUAUCACCCAAGGAUAUCGGUGUUGUACAUAAUAUGCACUAAAAAUGCUCUACGUGACUGUGUGUUACGUGUUGUUUCUGUUCUAAAGAUCCCUCUGCGAUGCCACUGAUGCUGCUGUUUCAGGUACAUAGGAGUUUCCCCCUCUCUGUUUUUUUGUUUUGUUUUGUUUUUCUCGUUUUGGUUCGUUCGGUCUGGACCUAUAUAUUCUUCUAUAUAUCUUGAGAUCUUUGUGGGUGCAAGAACAUGCAAAUGUCGUGUCGCUCUGCCUGUUUUAAACGUUUUAUGUGUGUCAGGUUGUUUGUUUCUUUGUGCUUUUCAUGUGCUUUUUCGCCCUUUUUUUUCUUUCUUUUUUUUUUUUUUUUGCUUUCUGACAUUGUCAAACUGUAGAGGGAAGACACACUGUAAGUCAUUUACUGUACCGUGGGGUGUUUUCUGGGCUUCGGGAGGCAGGUUGUGCUGCAGUGAACCUGCCUCCCCGACCUGCCCUCAGAGUGGUUUGCCUUGUGGUGGAGGGUGACAGUGAGAUAUAUGGUGAGUGACAGAUCAUCGCCCCCCACCCCACCCCUCAGUGUGCUGUAUCAUUGUGAGGUUAUGUGUUAAUCAGAUGUCUGUCUGAGCCACAAUCCCAAUGCCAGUCUUCGCUCUCAAUCUUCCCCCUAUCGCCCUACCUCCGCCUCUUCCUCACCCGCCUCCAGUCGGCCUCUCAGAGUAGAUGUAGCAGUCCUGCCCGCCUCCAGCAGGGGGCAGGAUCCCACCUUCAGCAGCGUCUGAUUGACCUCAUCAUGCAGUAUACAGUAAUACCACCACACAUGAGGUGCACUUACACACCAUCUCACCACCACCACCACCACCAGAAGAUGUCACUUGACGAGGGUAACGUAGCUGAGAUGCUGAUAACAAUGUAGCACUGGUCAGACUGGGCAAAAAGACGAAGCUGGAGAUUAGGAAAGCGUCGCGUCGAGGGGUCAAGGACGUGUUGAGCUCUGAUGUUUGUCUCCUUGGCAGUUCUUAGGAGUGUAGCAAAGACAGUCAGUCACCAAUCACUGUGAUGAGAAACUGUAAUACUGACCCGCAACUGUGAGCCUGACCCUUCCUGAAGCGUGUCUCUUGUUUCACUCCUUUUCUUUCUUUUUGCCUUUUUUUUUUCCUUUCUUCUUCUUGUUUUCAUGGUUUUCUGUCUUAACUGUAACUCAGAAGAAGCAAUAACUGCUUACAAAAGGAAAGGAUUGUGUGUGUUUGUGUGUGUGUGUGUGUGUGUGUGAGUGUGUUUGAGUGUGACAGAGAGGAUUCUUUCGGGGAUCAUGGUCCAUGUUCUUCCUCUGAGAUCGAGCUUUCGAUCUGUUAAUCACAGCUUUAGGCUUACUCCUCACUCCUCACUCAGAAAUGAUGUCAGCACAUUAGAACAUUUUUAUCACUCUGCCUCGAUAGAGAAGAAAGAUUUAUUGUUUUGUUUGGGUUUUUUUUUUAAAGUUUGUAUUCUGGUGUGACUUCAUGCCAGCCAUCCCAUCUGUUUGUGUUACUCAUCAGGGAGUGUGAGUCACAUUUUAAACUUUGAUGACAUUCAUAUGCACCUUGGAAGAAAUCCUACCGUGUGUGUGUGUGUGUGUGUGUGUGUGUGUGUGUGUGCGUGUGUGUGUGACUUUAAUAUCACGGAUUCGGUCCUGGACUUUGGGACGAGUUGUGAUAAUAUCACAGGAACGGUAACGGAGCAGAGGCUCUCUUACACGAGUCAUCCUAAUUCACAUAUUUCUUAAAAGUUGAUUUACCUCAAUAAGCGUGCCAUCUCACAGGAUAUCGAUUCACCCACAUCUGUUUAUUUCAGACGAUGUGUGGAGACACCGAAUGCUUUAUUAUGGAAAAAUAAUGUGAGUCACAAAAAAAAAAAGAAACACAAAAAACGUUGCAAUAAUCACCCAUCAAUAAGUGUUUGUUCAGCACGGCUUCACAGCCGGAGAUGAUGAAUGUAAGGUCUUUGGUAUAUCGUGAGUCUUGUUCUAAAGUAGUCAUCUGUGUCGGCUCUGUACUUUAGUAGAUGAUUUUAGGGUAUUCACUCUGUUGUGUCGACUCAAUAUCUGCUGUUGAUCGUCAACAAUCAUGACAAACGUUCAUAGAGAUCAUGUGAGGAGAGAGACGCAGAAAGAGAGAGACAGAAGCCUCAAAGGGGGUUUUAACAAAUAUCCUUUCAUCAGAUAUUAUUUCUAUUUUAUUAUCUUUUUUUAAAAAACUGCAAAAAGAUGGAUGUCAAUAAAGAUUACACAGCAGUGUAACAGUGUACUACCCCUCGUGUUACAGCAUACGGUUUGCUCUCCAAGGGCUCGUGAUUAACGCAUGCUCGGGUUUCUGAAGCAGGGGGCCGCUUAUAAAUCCACUGCUGAUGUCAGGGGUUGGAGCGAGGGCGGCGGGGAGGGGGCUCUGAUGACAAGACAAUAAGGUGGGGCUACUUUGAAGUUAGAUGGAGUUGUGGGGAAGCUUGGUGGCUCCGACGGCUACUCUUUCAAGACGACAAGCAUUUUUUUCUCAACACAACCUUUCCCCCUGAUGUGGUUACGUCCGAGAGAUUCAGCCCUGCACUGAGGGGACUACUGAGAUGAUGCCAUGCACCAAGUUCAUGCAAAAAUAUUAACUGUUGCAAAAACUAGAGAACACAUGUAUAUUCCUUUAGAAUGGAUUGACGACAUUAUUAACGCAAUAGCAUAUUACUCAAUACUAAGGAAUGCAACUGCGCACAUGCACAGAAAAUGUUUUUAACAUAAAAAGGCUAUAUAUAUAUAUGAAAUAUAUGAAAAUAUAUAUAAAUAUAUAUAUUUACUUAGAAUGCUAUGCACCCUUACUUGUCAAAUGGGAUUCUAGUUAUGUUAUGGAUGUACUUUUAGCAUCAUACAGCUGUAGCUACCAAGAGACUGUUGAGUUCUGGGUAAUGCCUGCAACCUGGGGAUAAAUAGGGGUCUUGUGGGUAUUUUAACCUGUUUUGUUUGCUUUUUUUUAUUGUUAUGGAGAGUCAAACAUGAAUUUAAAAAUAUAAAUGUAAAAGCCUUUUAAUCCAAUCAAAUCCGAGGACAUCUAUUGACAAUUUACUCUGUACACCAGCUCAACAUUUACAA